Molecule: messenger RNA, 2253 nt
Organism: Cyprinodon variegatus (sheepshead minnow)
Lineage: Eukaryota; Metazoa; Chordata; Actinopteri; Cyprinodontiformes; Cyprinodontidae
Gene: manea
Product: glycoprotein endo-alpha-1,2-mannosidase-like
Exons: 5
Coding region: 346-1683 (445 amino acids)
Cellular component (GO): Golgi apparatus
Molecular function (GO): alpha-mannosidase activity
Source: RefSeq, a predicted model, not a curated record
UUUAAUCGAAGGAAUAUAUUUGUUUUAAGUUGAGGGCUAGAGCGGGUUAUGUUGUUGUUUUUCGUGCUUAAUGCUAACAUGUGUCUCAUGCUAUAGCUAGUUUCUGUUGUUGACAGGUCUGAAGUUCAGUGCACUUUACUAUGACUUAAUAUGUAAAUAUGUAUGAAACGGGGCUUUUUUUUUUAUCAAGCUGCUGGUUUCAUUGUUUUAUUGUUGUUUAUAUAGCCUGCACUAAUAAAGACAUUUCAGCUCUGUGUCUGAUGUCCAAUGGCACCAUGUCCACCGUCAACCCCUUACUUCUGCUUCAACAAUGAACUGUGGGAAGCUCCCGGCUGUGAGUGAAGAAUGGCUAGGUUUAGGCUUAAAUCCUGCAUCAGCUUAAUCGCAUUGGCCUUGCUCCUACUCAUUAUAACGCUGGUUUUAAAGACUCUCACCCCUGAGGACUCCCCUUUUCACAGGCCUGUUGAAGUUCAAGUCGAUCUUCACAGACAGACUGCUUCUCAGAACCAGAGGGAAUACAACAAAAGACCUGAAGAGAUCAAAAUGAGUGACCCUGCUGAGUCAGACAGGGAUGCAGAGCUGGAAAGCACACUGAGGAAGUACCCUCCUCCAAACUACUAUCUCCAUGCCUUCUACUAUAUUUGGUAUGGAAACCCCAAGUUUGAUGGCAAAUACAUCCACUGGGACCAUCCACAGCUGCCACAUUGGGAUGCACAAGUGGCUCAGCAAUAUCCACAAGGAAGGCACGUACCCCCUGAAGACAUUGGGGCCAACUAUUACCCAUCCUUGGGUCCUUACAGUUCCAGGGACCCCGCUGUUUUAGAGGCACAUAUGCAACAGCUGCGUACAGCAGCCAUUGGUGUCAUCGCUGUUUCCUGGUAUCCCCCUUCAACGAAUGAUGACAAUGGUGAGCCACUGGAUGAGAUAAUGCCCUCACUGUUGGAGGUAGCUCAUAAGUACCACAUCAAGGUUGUGUUUCAUAUUGAGCCCUACAAAGGAAGAGAUGAAGUCAACAUGUUUACCAAUGUCAAAUACAUCAUUGAGAAAUACGGAGACCAUCCAGCUUUUUUCAAGUAUCGAACAAAUGCCGGCAAGCUCCUUCCACUUUUCUAUGUGUAUGACUCGUACUUGAUUAACUCGGAGCAAUGGGCCAAGCUGCUUAAACACACAGAAAGCGGGAGCAUCAGGGACACACCGUAUGACGGGAUCUUCAUCGCCCUGCUGGUCGAAGAAAAGCAUAAAAGGGAGAUCCUGACCGCAGGGUUUGAUGGCAUCUACACCUAUUUCGCCACCAAUGGUUUUACCUACGGCUCCACUCAGCGCAACUGGGUCUCCAUCAAAGCUUUCUGCGAGGAUAACGACCUCUUAUUCAUUCCUAGCGUGGGCCCAGGAUACAUCGACACCAGCAUCAGGCCGUGGAACUUUAAAAACACUAGAAACCGCAUCAACGGCAAAUAUUAUGAAACCUCACUGAGCUCUGCGCUGGAGUCAAGGCCGGAUUUUAUCUCCGUUACGUCUUUUAACGAGUGGCACGAGGGGACUCAGAUUGAGACGGCAGUUCCAAAAACGGGUCUAAGUGUAUACCUGGACUAUCUGCCCAACAAGCCAACCAUCUACCUGGAAAUAACUCGCAAAUGGGCAGCAAUAUUUGGUGGAGAGAGACAAAGGUGGCAGGACUUAUAAUCAAAACCAUUUAUUUAUGGUCUAUACUAAACUACUGAAAAAUUGCAUCUCUUUUUUUAAGUCAAUUAUUAUGAGAAAGUCCACAUUACCUACAGUCACUGUCAUUAUCUUAAUUUCAACCCCAGUCAUGAAUGUGUUUUUUGAUUUGCACUUGAACUGUUAUUUUCUGUUUACAAGCUGUGAGUCAUACAUGGUCAGCUGAGAUUAUUAAUCUAAUUACCAAUCCCAGCUGGUACUGUCUUUUUUUAUUCCUGGCUUUUCUGAUUUCAGGAAUGAAUUAUGCUCAGAGGAAUUACUUGAUAUUUAAAAAAACGUCCCACUUAAUAACUAUGAGCCUUAAUGACUGCAAAUAGUGAUGGAACAGAAUGGCUCCUAUGAUUUAAAGCAGAUAGAAUGUUAAAUACCAUUCUUUCACUUGAUUUAUAAGCUCUGUUAUAAGACCGUUAGAAAUGUUGGUAUAGAGCUUAAGUUUUUGCACAAAUCACUAAAUAAACUGAUCAGAUACCGACGUGUUGAUUGUUUUAAGCAUACUUCACAUUUUUGCCAGUGUUACUGUUAUCCUCUUAGCAA